Molecule: messenger RNA, 1233 nt
Organism: Telopea speciosissima
Lineage: Eukaryota; Viridiplantae; Streptophyta; Magnoliopsida; Proteales; Proteaceae
Product: MLO-like protein 12
Exons: 11
Coding region: 8-1207 (399 amino acids)
Biological process (GO): defense response
Cellular component (GO): membrane
Source: RefSeq, a predicted model, not a curated record
AGUGGAUAUGGCCGGCGGCAGCACUGGUAGGUCUCUGGAGGAAACUCCGACAUGGGCUGUUGCUGUGGUCUGUUUCGUGUUGGUUCUUGUUUCGAUUUUCAUCGAACAAAUCAUUCAUUUCAUUGGAAAGUGGUUGAUUCGUAAACACAAGAGAGCUCUCUAUGAAGCACUGGAAAAGAUCAAAUCAGAACUUAUGUUGAUGGGGUUUAUAUCGUUACUGCUAACGGUUCUGCAAUCACCCAUUUCGAAGAUUUGUAUCUCAGAGAAAGCUGGAAAUUCUUGGCAUCCAUGUAAGGCUAAGGUUACGAGCACGAGCACGAGCACGGAAACUGAAGAUUCUGGAGAUCACAACCGGAGACUUCUCGUAUUCCGACGGAUUUUAGCCGCACAAACUGAUAAAUGUGCAGAACAGGGAAAAGUUCCUUUUGUUUCGUCAGAUGCAAUUCAUCAACUUCAUAUCUUCAUCUUUGUGCUAGCCGUUUUCCAUGUUCUUCAUUGUAUUGCCACCAUGGCUUUGGGUAGAUUGAAGAUGAGAAGCUGGAAGAAGUGGGAAAACGAAACAAAGACAGUAGAAUACCAAUUCUCACAUGAUCCGGAUAGGUUCAGGUUUGCAAGGGAUACAUCUUUUGGUCGAAGGCACUUAAACUUCUGGAGCGAGCAGCCGAUUCUCAUCUGGAUUUUUUGCUUCUUUAGACAGUUCUUUGGCUCAGUUACAAAAGUGGAUUACCUCACACUACGCCAUGGCUUUAUCAUGGCCCAUUUGGCUCCUCAAAGCCAUAAGAAUUUUGAUUUUCAAAAAUACAUCAAUCGAUCGCUUGAAGAAGAUUUCAACGUUGUCGUUGGUAUCAGUCCACCAAUCUGGUUCUUCGCGGUGUUGUUCCUAUUAUUCAAUACCCAUGGCUGGUAUUCUUACCUAUGGCUACCCUUCAUCCCGUUGAUCAUCCUUCUAUUGGUGGGGACAAAGUUACAGGUGAUCAUAACGAAAAUGGGGUUGAAGAUUCAAGAUAGAGGAGAGGUGGUGAAGGGUGUCCCCGUGGUUGAACCAGGUGAUGACCUUUUCUGGUUCAACCGGCCUCGCCUUGUUCUUUAUCUCAUCCACUUCGUUCUCUUUCAGAAUGCGUUUCAGGUCGCCUACUUGGUAUAUACUUUGGUAAGCCAUUGCACCAUUUUUUCUUUCAGUUCAAACUCAAAUUGCAUCAAUUACUAGCAUCAUAUGAUGAUGAUUGAAACCGA